AUGGCCAAAAUUCUCAUUAAGAAACGUACUUUGGAAAGAUUCCUGACGGAGUGUGACACUGUGGCACCCUGGUUUGCCGUAUCUGGCAGCUUGACACUCUCGUCAUGGAAGAAAUUAGGCAAAGAUUUAGAUGUUGCUGCAGAGCACGGUGUCCUUGCUCCUGGGGUUCGGCCCGUUUGGACGUUAGUUCGCGGGUGUCUUACUGAUCAAAAAUGCAUUAAAGCUAUAAGGAACGGUCAGGCGGCCCUAGAACUUUUACAGGAGGAGAGGUCAGAGUCGGCUGCCUCAGUUGAGGCCGCCUCUCCCAUAGGUCAUACCCCGGAUCUAAAAAUAAAACCAAAACAGAAGAAAGAAGGGAAUAGAUUAUACCCUGGCCUGUCAGACUUGGAGGAUAUUAAUAGUUCUGCCGCCCCUACCUCCACCGAAGAGUCUGAGUCAGAAGAGGAGCGGGAGGCCCCCCAUAAAGCACCUUUACAGUCCGCCCGAAGAUUGCUUGCAAAAUUACAGCUAGGAAGAAAGAAAGUUAGCCGACUUUACCCAAGGACUGACAUAGUCCCUUCGGCUCCCCCUCCCUAUCCAGAGGCUGUAGCUAAUUCAGGAGGAGCUUGCUUCAACUCAGAAGUUUGGAGACAGGUUAGAACAGAGAUGCCUCUGGCCUAUCCGAUCUUCCAGGACCCACAAGGGAACAGGUUUCAUGAAAUGCUGGAUUUUAAAAUUGUAAAAUCCUUGGCCGAGUCAGUCAGAACCUACGGGGUCACAGCAUCCUUUACAGUUGCUCAGUUAGAGACCCUACAUAGAUUUGCCAUGACACCGGCUGAUUGGCAGAAUCUUGCAAAGGCAUGCUUGUCACCUGGUCAAUAUCUAGAUUGGAAGGCCUAUCUCAAUGAAAUUGCAAUUACUCAGAGCGCGGCUAAUGCCGCGAUCGGAGGGCCUCAGGCUGUUUGGGAUGCAGAAAUGCUCCUAGGCAUGGGUCAAUACGCCACUCAACAAAAUGCUUAUCCACCAUUGGUGUAUGACCAGAUCAAUGAGAUUGCCAUUAGGGCGUGGAAGGCUCUCCCCAAUAAAGGGGAAAUGACUGGCAAUUUGACAAAAAUCUUACAAGGGCCAUCUGAACCUUUUUCUGAUUUUGUGGCCAAGUUGGUGGAGGCAGCAGAAAAAAUCUUCGGUGAUACUGAUACUGCCAUGCCGCUAAUAAAGCAACUUGUGUUUGAGCAAUGUACCAAAGAAUGCAGGGUGGCUAUCAUUCCACUUAGGCAUAGGAGACUUGAGGAAUGGAUGAGGGCCUGCAGGGAAAUAGGCGGCCCCCUGACUAAUGAGGGGCUUGCGGCCGCCGUCAUCAAAUUAAGCAGGGGAGGCGGCCACCCCAGAACUUGCUUCCAUUGUGGUAAAGCAGGGCAUAUGAAGCGUAAUUGCCCACAGAGAGACCAGCCAAGGAAUAAGGAUGCUUUAAACUUUAAAGGUGCUCAAUGCACCAUGCCAGGAUUAUGCCCAAAAUGUAAAAAAGGGAGGCACUGGGCGAAUGAGUGCAGGUCUGUUAGGGACAUUAACGGUCAUGUCAUCCCAUAUAUGUCAAUGCCAAAAAACGGGAGACCGGGCCCCAAGCCUCAGAGCCCACAAAUAUAUGGGGCCAUGGAGAACUCAACAACAGAAAAUCCCAAUCUGAGGGAGACAAGCCUAGAACAGUGGCCGACCUUCCGGCACCCCAAAAACCUCGCAGGGCCACUGCAGGUGCCGCGGAACUGGACCUCUGUUCUGCCUCCGGACUCGUACUGA
Messenger RNA from Mesocricetus auratus (golden hamster), 1773 nucleotides. Its product is annotated as igE-binding protein-like. Gene Ontology annotation, molecular function: zinc ion binding; structural molecule activity; nucleic acid binding. The record is from RefSeq and is a predicted model, not a curated record. NCBI's taxonomy places the organism in Eukaryota, Metazoa, Chordata, Mammalia, Rodentia, Cricetidae. The transcript is spliced from 2 exons. Bases 1 to 1773 code for a protein of 590 amino acids. Gene Ontology annotation, biological process: viral process.